Rotaria sp. Silwood2 is the source of this 459-nucleotide messenger RNA. NCBI's taxonomy places the organism in Eukaryota, Metazoa, Rotifera, Eurotatoria, Philodinida, Philodinidae. The record is from the annotation of a GenBank genome assembly.
AUGGAGCAAAAAACAAAAGGUAUAUUUACUUCAACUCCAUGUAUCAAUUGGAAAAAGGCACUAGGUGAUAAUGGAAAAUUAAUGAAACAUUUUCGAUCACCAUAUCAUUUAAUGGCAAUUGACAAUGAGAUAUUUCGACAACAAGAAGGUUCCGUUCUUAGUCAAAUAGUUACGGUAAGCGAAGCACUAAAGAAAGAUAACAGAAGCCGUUUAAGUGAUUUACUUGAUUGAUGUUAUUUUCUUUUUAAAAACGAAUUGCCUCAUACAACUCUGUACGAUCCAUUAAUACAAUUGGUUGGUCGGCUUGAUCAUAGUUCUAAACUCGCCGAUUUUUUUCAAAAUUGCAAGAAAAAUUCCGCUUACAAUAGUACAACAUUGGUAACUGAAUUUCUUGAAUCUAUCAAUGAAAUUUUAGAAAAGCCCAUUCUUAAUUAAAUACAACAGUCGAGAUUCAUUAGC